Molecule: messenger RNA, 1617 nt
Organism: Pseudocercospora fijiensis CIRAD86
Lineage: Eukaryota; Fungi; Ascomycota; Dothideomycetes; Mycosphaerellales; Mycosphaerellaceae
Product: calcium calmodulin dependent kinase
Exons: 2
Biological process (GO): protein phosphorylation; meiotic recombination checkpoint signaling
Cellular component (GO): nucleus; cytoplasm
Molecular function (GO): protein serine/threonine kinase activity; ATP binding
Source: RefSeq, a predicted model, not a curated record
GAGGAUCCUCACAUUUCCAGCCAUCAUUUGAAGAUACACUGCGUUGUGUAUGGAGACGAGGACAUCCCAGAGGUCGCUCCCAUGGUCUAUAUGAAAGUUCUGUCGAUGAACUCAGUUCUGCUCAGACGCAAAAUGCGCAAUGGCUUGGGGCAGCCGGUCACAGUGACCAACCGCGAAGGCCAUGUUCUUCUCAAUCGCGGCGAUUCCGUACAGCUCACACACCGCAUCUCUAUGACCUUUGAGCCCCAGCUUGCAAUUGACGAACCAGAAUUCGAUGAGAGGUGUCAAAUCGAGUCUACGGCAUUUGCUGAUCAGUACCAGUUGACGGAUCGUAUUCUCGGUAAGGGUGGCUACGCGACCGUCUACAUUGCUAUCAAAACGCAUACCGGCCAGCAAUUCGCGUGCAAAGUGAUCGGCCAGGACGAAAGCUUCACUUGCUCACGAUCGAUGCGUUCAGCCGCUCGUAACAGCGGGGGCGCCAUUCGUGAGGUCGAAGUGCUCAAAAAGCUUUCUCAUCCCAACGUCAUCUCGUUGGAAAAGGUCAUCACUACUCCAUUCAAUAUCUACGUCUUCCAAGAGCUUGCGACUGGUGGAGACCUUUUGUCUUAUAUGGACAAGAAAGGAAGGUUAUCAGAGACGCAGGUCGCGGUCAUUGUCAAACAGCUUCUCGAGGCGGUUAAUUACCUCCACAGCCACAACGUCGUCCACCGGGACAUCAAGCCGGAGAACAUCCUCAUGACGUCGUGGAAAGAUGGUGGUAGACUGGUUCUGAACGACUUCGGCCACGCCAAGACCUUUGCCGACUUCGAGCAAGCAGCAAAUGCUGCAGGCGUGCGACGAAUGCACACUAUGGUUGGCACAGUUGGCUAUAUCGCACCUGAGGUAACGCGACAGCGAAGAGUUGACCUUGAGCAUUCGAGCGGAUAUUCCAAGGCUAUCGACAUGUGGUCGGUUGGCUGUACUGCUGCUGCUCUCAUCACCAAUCAUCCUCUGUUCCCAGAUGGCAGCACGACCGACGAACAAUGCCUAGCGCACAUCGCUAGCCUUGAGGAAAACGAAGACUGGCAAGAACUCGGCCAUCGCGGAAAGACAUUCAUCAAAGGCUGUCUGACGAUCGACGAAGAGCAGAGACCAACCGCCAAGCAAGCCUUGCAGAUGCCCUGGUUCACCCAUCCAUUCUACAAAGCAGACUUCGAUGCCGCAUACCAGCAUGCAAUUGCAGACUGGCAACCAAAAGAGCUUAACGUCAACCUCGUCGAGCAUAUCGACACCACCGAAGCCGUGGAGCGGGCUCAGCAGGAAAGCAGACGCUCCAAGCAUUUCAAUUCAGUGCAAGCCACCUUCCGGUCAUACCCGAAUGUGCAACACACCGCUCGGAAAGGCAGAUCAGAUGAGCUGCACGCCAGUCCCGCUCGCAUCCCAGACACUCCAUCGCCUCCACCGCAAUACCGGAGCAGUUCGGAGCAGCAAGAGACGUUUGACAGUAUUGCCCACCCGCCCGACAUGGGCCGAUUCCGCGACUUCAGCGUGCAUCCACAGGAGACAUUCGACCUCAGUCAAGCCAUGUCGCUGCCGCCCAAGAUAUUAAAGCCAGGAUCAAACGUCGCUCAGCGCUGA